Messenger RNA from Exaiptasia diaphana, 2683 nucleotides. RefSeq lists its product as uncharacterized. Bases 139 to 1968 code for a protein of 609 amino acids. The transcript is spliced from 8 exons. Lineage: Eukaryota; Metazoa; Cnidaria; Anthozoa; Actiniaria; Aiptasiidae. Gene Ontology annotation, molecular function: protein binding. The record is from RefSeq and is a predicted model, not a curated record.
UUGGUAAUCAAGUCUGAGUUUUUUGUCAAAAUUCAGYUGAUGAGAUGGAUUAAACAAUACAAGAUGCUAUAGAAAUUCAUACGGUAUAUUAUGGCUUUCCAAUAAUUCACAUACGAAGUGGGCGUAUGAAGAAAUGUGAUGGGGAACCUUGAAUCAGCUGCUAAGGUGAACACCGGUCAGUUGGAUGGAAGUUGUUCACGGGAACUGGACUUGAGCCGAGCUUUGAGCUACGAAGAGUAUCAGAAACACAUGAAGGAUGAUGACCCAGAUGCACUACAUGAGRUUCCUCAUGAUCUCGGCGACAUAUAUACUACAUCAUUUUAUGAAAGAAUUAACUUCUCUUGCAACUGUAUUUCAACAAUUCCAUAUGAAUUGCCAACAUAUUUGCCUCACCUUGUCCACAUCGACUUAAGCUACAAUAGAGUUUCUUCACUACCUGAUUCCUUUGGUUAUUUGUUUCAUUUGAGAACUCUUCUAAUUAAUAAUAACMGACUGCAGGAUUUGCCAACCACCUUCCAUCUACUAUUAAGGCUAGAAAAAGUGGAUUUAUCACACAACAAACUUUCAAAUUUACCAGAGGAUAUAGCRCUUAUGGAUAACCUUCAAUCUAUUAAUGUUAGUUAUAACGAGCUUGAAAGUCUUCCUACUUCGUUAGGGAAAUCAAAAAAUCUUUCUCUUAUCCUUGCACUUUUYAACAAAUGCACAAAUCCACCACAAAAAAUAUGUAAUCAAGGUUCAGAUGCYAUCCUUGCYUACUUUCGAAAAGAAAAUCCAAAAAACCCUCAAAGAAACACUGUUACAAAGAAUGUGUUUCCGCGCGUACGUGGUGAUGUUUUACUAUCAGCACACAGUAAUCCUGAUACUGCUAGAGUACAGUAYGUACAGGCACAAACCAAUAUCAAUGCAACAAGCAGAACUAAAACGCCGCUACGACCACCUGCUGAUGGUACAMGUUUACCACCAGAUGAACUUGUGGACAAAAUUGUUGGCUGCAUCUAUGGAGCAGCUGUAGGUGAUGCUAUUGGACUUUGCACAGAAUUCCUUUUGCAAGAUGAAUGCCGRUUUCAUUAUCAAACAGAGGGAAUAAGUUUUGACCAUAUGAUUAUGGAUAGACAUAGAUCAAAGUGGCAGAAGGGAGAUUGGACAGACACCUUUGACCAAUCUGUCUUGUUACUUGAGUCUGUUCUACAUUGGGCUGGUGUUGURGAUGAGCUGGAGUUUGCUAAAGUUCUUCUUAAUUGGUGCAAGCAUGGUUUUCCUGAACUUGGAGACCAUCUUGGCAGAGGAGUCAGAGGAGUGUUGGCSAAGGUUGUAUGUGAACCAGAUUUCAUCAAAGAUCCCCAUGGUACAGCAAGAAAAGUAUGGGAAGACUUUGAAUCACCUUCAAAUGGUGCAAUAAUGAGGACUUCUAUACUUGGUGUUACACACUUCUUUGAUUUAUCUGAGAUAUCAUCUAAUGCUAGCAGAAUUUGCAAGACAACACAUUAUGACCCAAGAUGUGUUGUCAGUUCUAUUGCACUUAGUUCUUUAGUGGCAUUAAUUCUCCAGGGUCGAUAUGAUCUCAAGACCAAGUCUUCAUUGGAAGAAUUGAUUGACAAAGUCAAAGGAAUGAGUGAAGCGCUACUAAAGGAGAUUCAUCAUCAAAAGGACUACAACCAUUACUUCAAGUGUCAAACAUGGGAUGAUUUGGAACUUUGUGAACCAAGGAUGAUUGACUACACAUUCAAAACACUUGGUGCUGGGCUGGUUGCUUUGCGUUCUAUGAAAGACUUCAAGACUGCCAUAACAGAGCUUAUCAUGCAAGGAGGACAUGCCACUUGCAAUGCCUCUGUAGCAGGUGCCUUGCUUGGCUGUAAAUAUGGAUAUUCUGAGCUUCCUAAAGACUGGUUAGAAGGCUUGCUGCCCAAACAAGUGACUUGGCUCAAUAGAAAAGUGAAUGCUUUGCUGGAUAUGAUGGCAUUGCCUUGAUAAAGACUAAUAAUCUAUAAUAAUUAAUGAUGUGCAACCACAUCACCAAGAGUCCCAUAAGAAAUUAACAAUAUUGCUAUCAAURCCAUGUUGCCUGGUGAAGGAACAAAAGAAGGUUAUGAGGGAUGCUGAGUUUUUUUUAUCUAACAGAUGCUGAUAAUGACGUACAGUCAACGUCACGAAAUUACCAUUUAAUACGUCAUGAUCUUAGAAAAUGUAUUCUUCAUUUUAUAACGUUUUUUUAAAAAGAUAAUCUAUAUCAAAUGGAUUUGUAAUUAUUGGAUUUCAAGCUGACUACAAUUUUAAUGACAGUUUGACUACUAUUUUUCUGUUAACGUUUCUUGCAAUGUAUUCUCCUGGGAAGAGACGGAAUUCUUUCAGAAUAUUCCAUUUAAYACUGCAGAGCAGGGCGGAAAAGAUUUGGUGUCAUCCAGAAUUAUCAAUCAAUUGAAAAAAUAUGAUUUCAAUUUAGGUCUUUAGGUAAUUUAUAAGAAAUYUAUUUUCAUAAAUCAUUUGGUUGCCAACUCGAUUAAAGAUAUGAAUUAAUCGGCUCGGUUCGCUCGGUCCUAGUCGUUUAAAAUAUUCUUAAGAAUUAUGGAUUGAAAGUUAUUAUAUAUACAAAAAGGAUGUAUUAUAAUCAGACUUACUGUAAUUUUAAAAGCUAUUUUUAUUCWAGUGGAUAAUAUUAAAAUGGUAAUUGAGAAAAUGCGUUUUU